AUGGAUCAUUCAAACAUAAGAACAUUCAAAAGACCACUUGAUAUACCAACAAGAGAGCAACUUGCCACCAUUUUCAAUCCACAUAAGAGACUAAAAACUCCUCAGGUGCCAGAUAAUGCUUCAAUACCUAGAGGGACGCACUUUGUUAAUGACGAAAAUCUACCAACAACUUCCAAUUUGUCAACCACUAAACAAAAUACUCUGGAUGCAAAUGACAGCCACCAUCAAUUUAAUCACCAUCCACUAGAUACUAUAAAUGACGCACCUUUAUUGAACUCAGUGCCUCCUAAUAUCGUACCCAUUGUUCAUCCACCAGCAAUCACCUCCGAUUUCUUUACUGAUGUCACCACAGAUUUGAGCAAUGAGAAUACAGCACAACAAGUUUAUGGAAUUAUUAAAAAAUUCCCUCCGCCUAUUCCUCCACCACCACCGCAUCCUCCCUUUAUGUCAGAACUUGAUGGUGACGUGAGUGACGAUGAAAGAGGAGGAAUCAUGGUACCAUUCAUUUAUCCACCUCCACCAGUUAUAAAUGUGGACAAGUUGCCACUUUCAUUAACCGAAUUUAGACGAAAAUUUCAACAAUCUUUGAAACUGUUGGAAAAACGAGAUAACAAAAUGAAAGACAGGGAAUCUUCAGAGGAAAGAAUGUCAAGAGGAGAACUUAAUGGUGUUGGUGGACUGAUAAACAGUCACUCCGAGUCUAAAGCAUCCAGUGCUGCGCCUCUAGCUUCAACUCCAGCACCAGCUGCAACUCCUUCAGGGCCAGCUAAACGUGGAAGAAAACCAAAGGUAAGACCUGAGCAGCAGGCUCAAGCACAAAAGGAGGAGGAAGAAGAAGCGAGAGCAAGGAAGGCAAGUCUGGAAGUGGGAACAUCUGAUAAUUUGGCUCCGGAAGGUACAGGGCAAGUGGACACGCAAUCUGACAAUGUUUCUUCCGCUGCUGAAAAGGAUCACUACGUAUAUGUGCAAGCGCCUCCUCUAUCAUUCCCACCACCAAAUUAUAUGGCAUAUCCACUAUCAGCUGAGAAAUCGACUUUGGUACCGGAAGAGGUAUUUACUUCACUACUUGAAGCCAAUGAGCAACUACCGCGCGUUGAUAUGGUGUUGGCUAGUGCUGCGGGCUCACUAUUUGAUAUAAGAAAGGAAGCUAUGAAUAAGGGCAUGACAAGAGAUGACUUUGAGUUGCAAAAAUUGAGAAAAGAAACUGUUGAAAUAUCUCUGGAUGUUUCAAGUGAAGGCGAACCUUCAGCCACAAAUUCACCGUACAAUGAUGAAGAGUACUACUCCAAGAUUGAUGACGAGGUUUACCAGGAUGUUUAUCAAGCACAGUGGCCAAAAGUCAACAUUUUCAACAAAACUUAUAUUGACCCAGACUAUGCCAGAGUACGGCCACAAUUGAGUAAUAUUGAGGAAAAACCAUAUGUUGAGAGCAAAAAGGAAUUGGAAAAUGUUGAUUCGUACCCUCAUGAAGCAAUGACUGGGUUGGAGAGAAUUGACAGACUGAAUGUGUUCCCAUUCUCUUCACGAGAGUUUAUUUUGAGUACCGGGGCAAUGAAGGAAAAGAGGAGGAAAAAAUUGCGCUCACAUUUAGAAAACAUGGAGGAGUUUGAACUGAGAAAUAGCGAUGAUAUCUAUCGUGCCAAGAAGUACAAGUUGUUGCAACGAAUUGACAAUUUACGAGCUAGCAAAAUACAUUUCCAAAAUUCAAUUAUCCGUGAUGAAGAGUUGAAGCAGAUUCAACAACGGUUGGAAAUCGAACGUGAUUAUGAAUUGGUGAAAUUGAAAUUGUUUGAGAAAUAUGAAUUAUUGAAAAACUCGUUGCUUUUUUAUGAAGAAUCAAACAAGGUUUACAAGCAUUUGAAUAUGGUGUUGAUUAACAAGUUGGAAAAAUUGAAAAACUUCUUUGAAUAUCAACAAGAGUUGUUUACUCAUUUAUUGGAACAACAGAAUAAAAAUGGUGGAGGUGAUGUAUUUGAUAUUUCAAAUAAAAACUCAUCAAAAUUGUUUCAAGGGAUUUCUUUGAAGAAUGCCGAUAGACCUGCAUCAUCAUCAUCCUCCGAUGAAGCGAAUGAUGAGGCUCCAGGAAAUCUAAACCAUGCCAGCGAAUCAGAUAAACUAUUGAAUGAAAUGAUGAAUCCUUCAUCCAAAUUUGCCCUUGUUCACGAUUUUAUGCCUUUAAUCACCCAGGAAGAAUUUAGCAUCAUUACUAGUGAUGUACCCAAAAAGCUUAAACCAACAACGUCAACAAAGACUUCAAUGAAGCAUCAGAUAUUUGCUAAUCCAAUUUAUGAUCGUUUAAUGACAUCUGGAUCAGAUACCAACGCCAGUGAUUCGAAUGCUAGUGGGUUCAAGAGUGGCUCGCCACAACCGCAACUUGUGCUGUCGGGUCCUAAAAGAAGAGGUAGGCGUGCAGCAGCUACUGCAAUGGCAUCGACAACAACAUCGACAUCUGCGCAAACUAAUGUCGCUAGCUCCUCAGGGAAUGGUACUACUGUUGGUGUUUUUGCUAGAAAUGGAGGUGUUCCAUCAACACCAACAAAAACCUCUGGCUUUACUACUGCCUUUCAAGCACCAACAAUGCAAAACACGUAUAUGCGAGAUUCAGUUGCUUUUAAUCAUCGAUAUACUGAGGCUGGAUUAUUGGCCAAGAUUACUAAACAAUUUUAUGGUCCACAAAUGGCCAAUUCUGAUGAGUUGAAUCAUGAUUUGAAAUUGAUGGGAAUAGAUACCAAAUGGCCGGUGGGGAAAUAG
This is a messenger RNA of Lodderomyces parapsilosis, 2751 nucleotides long. RefSeq names its product Fgr47p (gene FGR47). The record is from RefSeq and is a predicted model, not a curated record. NCBI's taxonomy places the organism in Eukaryota, Fungi, Ascomycota, Pichiomycetes, Serinales, Debaryomycetaceae. The coding region runs from base 1 to 2751 and encodes 916 amino acids. The transcript has a single exon.